AUGUGUGUGACGUUUGACGUUUAUAAUUUAACUCUCACUUUUCACUUUUGUUUUAUUCCAUGAUUAAAAAAAUUUUAAAAUUUGGUACAAACAAUAGAGGAACUUGCUGCAUAUAGCUCAAUCCAAAAUGGGAUUUGAAUUGAGGGAUUAUGGAGAAAUUUCCACUUAAAAGAUCAGGAUCACCACCAGGGCAGACAUCUCCCACAUAUCAAUCCCUUAAUAAUAAGUACAUAAACCCAAAAACAAACCCUGUGAAUAAUUUAAAUGACGAUAUGAGUGAUAUCUCAGCUACAGGAGGAGGCGACACUCCCGUUCGUUCAGUGGAUGAUGAAGAAGCAAUGCAAUAUUCUAUUUCAUAUGGUGGUAUACAAGAUACAUCCGACAUUCCAGGGAUUGGUCAGUAUGAUGACUUUCACACAAUUGACUGGCAAAGGGACAUUGCUCAUGAUCGUAUGAGGCACAGAUAUUUGGUCAAGAAAAAGCAGGACUCUAUUUGGAAUCUAAUACAAGGAUUUCAUGAUGCUUGGUCGGGAUGGCUGUGUGUACUCUUGGUAGGGCUCUGUACAGGUGUUGUAGCAGGUGUAAUAGAUAUUGGAGCAAGUUGGAUGACGGAUCUAAAAUUUGGUAUUUGCUUACAAGCAUUCUGGCUCAAUCAGGAACAGUGCUGUUGGUCUUCAAAUGAAACAGCUUUUGAUAGCGGUAACUGUUCUCACUGGUAUACAUGGGCAGAAGUAUUAGGAGCCACAAAUGAAGGAGCAGGUUCUUAUAUGAUAUCUUAUUUAUUUUAUAUUAUGCAAGCACUUCUUUUUGCUGCAUUAUCAGCAUCGUUAGUACGUAUGUUCGCACCAUAUGCAUGUGGAUCUGGUAUCCCAGAGAUUAAAACAAUACUCAGCGGUUUCAUCAUUAGAGGGUAUUUAGGAAAAUGGACACUUAUCAUCAAGAGUGUAGGACUAAUUUUGUCUGUUUCCUCUGGCCUCAGUCUUGGCAAAGAAGGUCCAAUGGUACACAUAGCAUGUUGUAUCGGAAACAUUCUAUCAUAUUUAUUCCCCAAGUAUGGUCGGAAUGAAGCAAAGAAGAGAGAAAUUUUAUCGGCAUCAGCUGCGGCAGGAGUGUCUGUUGCAUUUGGUGCCCCUAUUGGCGGAGUUUUAUUCAGUUUGGAAGAAGUAAGCUACUAUUUUCCCUUGAAAACAUUAUGGCGAUCGUUCUUCUGCGCGCUCAUAGCAGCAUUUAUAUUGAGAUCGAUCAACCCGUUUGGAAAUGAACAUUCAGUGUUAUUUUAUGUUGAAUAUAAUAAGCCAUGGAUAUUUUCGGAGCUGAUCUCUUUCAUCGGAUUAGGAAUAGUUGGAGGCAUCAUUGGAACAUUGUUCAUCAAGGCAAACAUUUACUGGUGUAGGUACAGAAAAUUAUCUAAAUUGGGCCAAUAUCCUGUGACUGAAGUGUUGGUGGUUACCGUUAUCACUGCUAUUAUUUCAUAUCCGAACAAGUACACACGAAUGAGCACCUCGCAAUUGAUUUACCUGUUGUUUAGUCAGUGUGGCAUUUCAAAUACCGAUGCUUUAUGUGAUUACAACAGGAAUUUUACAGAUGUUAACAUGGCCAUUGAGAUUGCCGAAGCAGGACCAGGCGUUCAUCGCGCUAUAUACCUCUUGAUCAUGGCAUUGUUGCUGAAACUUGGAACGACAAUAUUCACGUUCGGUAUCAAAGUACCUUGUGGACUUUUCAUUCCAAGUUUAUGUCUAGGUGCUAUCGUUGGUCGAAUUUGGGGUAUAGCGAUUGAGCAAAUGGCUUAUUACUACCCUAAAAGUUGGAUGUUCACCGGAGAGUGUUCCACUGGUGAUGACUGUAUAACACCCGGAUUGUAUGCUAUGGUAGGCGCAGCCGCAGUUCUUGGAGGAGUUACCAGAAUGACAGUGUCCCUGGUUGUGAUCAUGUUUGAGCUUACCGGUGGCGUGAGGUACAUAGUUCCCCUUAUGGCAGCCGCUAUGGCCAGUAAAUGGGUUGGGGACGCCCUAGGGAAACAGGGUAUCUACGAUGCUCACAUAGCUCUGAAUGGGUACCCCUUCUUGGACUCCAAAGAUGAAUUCCAACACACUUCUCUGGCAGCGGAUGUGAUGCAACCCAAACGCAACGACAUGCUCAGUGUCAUAACCCAAGAUUCAAUGACAGUUGAUGACAUUGAAACGUUGCUAAAAGAAACAGAACAUAAUGGAUACCCAGUGGUCGUCUCUAGAGAAAGUCAAUAUUUGGUUGGACUGGUCCUGAGAAGGGAUCUGCAUUUGUCCAUAUCGAAUGCUAAGAGAAUGAUCGAAGGAGUGUGCGGUCAAUCCAUGGUACUGUUUACCAGCGGUAACCCUCCACAAACACUGGGACCACCACCACUGAAACUCAAGAAAAUCUUGGAUAUGGCACCGAUAACCAUAACCGACCAGACACCGAUGGAGACAGUGGUAGACAUGUUCAGAAAAUUGGGACUGAGACAAACUCUAGUCACUCAUAAUGGUCGUUUACUGGGCGUGAUAACGAAGAAGGAUGUACUUCGGCACAUCAAGCAGAUGGAUAACGAAGACCCCAGUUCCAUUCUAUUCAACUGAGAUUAUUUUCCUGAGAUUAAAAACGGGCGAAAAUUGAGAUUAACAAAGUGUGGUAGGGGAAUAAAGAACGGUCUUAUAGAUUUUAAUAUUAUAUAGAAUAAAUUCUAAUGAUUUUACUCCAUAAAUUUAUUUACAGAUCUGUCCUGUUUCCGUGUUAAUGUCUUCCUUACCAGCCACACUAGAUUAUAUGUGUAUAUGUAUAUUAUGUCUAGUGAAAUUUUAUUACUUUGGAAACUGUUCGAAAUUCAUGUAUGAAAAUGUUUAAGUACAUAUUGUUGAAUUGCUCAAUUUUUGUUAGGGUCCUACGCCAUUAUAUAUUUAUGAUGUAUUAUAUAUUUAUAUAUGU
This is a messenger RNA of Coccinella septempunctata (seven-spotted ladybird), 2937 nucleotides long. Its product is annotated as H(+)/Cl(-) exchange transporter 5-like. Lineage: Eukaryota; Metazoa; Arthropoda; Insecta; Coleoptera; Coccinellidae. The transcript has a single exon. The record is from RefSeq and is a predicted model, not a curated record. Gene Ontology annotation, biological process: transmembrane transport; chloride transport. The coding region runs from base 150 to 2591 and encodes 813 amino acids. Gene Ontology annotation, molecular function: voltage-gated chloride channel activity. Gene Ontology annotation, cellular component: early endosome; synaptic vesicle; Golgi apparatus.